Messenger RNA from Cylas formicarius (sweet potato weevil), 5311 nucleotides. Its product is annotated as serine/threonine-protein kinase 10. The record is from RefSeq and is a predicted model, not a curated record. Gene Ontology annotation, biological process: protein phosphorylation. The transcript has 10 exons. The coding region runs from base 450 to 4409 and encodes 1319 amino acids. NCBI's taxonomy places the organism in Eukaryota, Metazoa, Arthropoda, Insecta, Coleoptera, Brentidae. Gene Ontology annotation, molecular function: ATP binding; protein serine/threonine kinase activity.
UCGAGGUGUGGUGCUUCAAGGGGUUGGCUGGGGCACGGAAACGGUACAAUUUUGGCAUGGCUGACCUUUUGCGCGGUGUACGAAAAUAUACAAGUUUGACUUCCGGAAAAUACGAUUUACUUUUAGAAGUGUCUUUUCAGUCCGUUGUUUUGUGUACGGUCGUAGUGUAGUGUGAAUGGCGUAUACCUGCAAAUUUCGCCAAUUUCGUUGGUGAGACAGGUUGUUGUCCCUAACUUGUGGAUUUGACGUUUCCUUUCACUUCAUGCCAGGGAUAUAAAUAAGUUUUUAAUUUGAUAAAGUCUGCAGUUUUUGUUUUUUUUGCUUAAUUGAAUUAGGUGCAGUUGUAUUUAUAGGACUUUCAAGUGACCAUUUUGUUGUAAAAUGAGAAAAAGGAACCGGAAAAUUGUCAUUUCUCCAAGAAAAUAAUUCAUUAAUUCACUUAUAACACGAUGUCUUUCUUUAAAAAUAUUAAAAAUGUACUGCAUCUUGGCGGCAAUGAUGCCAAAAAGAAAAAGGUUUAUAACAAUGUGCGCAUGGAUACAGAUCCAUUAGAAUUUUGGGAUCUUAUUGGAGAACUCGGAGAUGGUGCCUAUGGUAAGGUGCAUAAGGCCCAACACAAGCAUACGGGACAACUUGCUGCCGCAAAAAAGUGUCAGCUUGAUGGGGAAGAUGAUCUUUCGGACUUUAUGGUAGAAAUAGAUAUACUGACAGAAAUUAAGCAUUUAAAUGUGGUUGAGUUGCUUGAAGCAUUCCAAAAGGAUCAGUACUUGUGGCUACUUAUUGAGUACUGUGAUGGAGGUGCUCUAGACAGCAUAAUGACUGAAUUGGAAAAGCCUUUGACUGAACCUCAGAUUGCCUAUGUAUGCCAGCAUAUGUGCAAAGGGUUGCAAUUUCUUCAUAAGUCGCAUAUUAUUCAUAGGGACUUAAAGGCAGGCAAUGUGUUAUUGACUAUGGCGGGUGGAGUCAAAAUUGCUGAUUUUGGGGUGUCUGCAAGAAACAAAAGCACUUUCCAGAAACAUGACACAUUUAUUGGCACUCCCUAUUGGAUGGCCCCAGAAGUUGUGCUGUGUGAGACCUUCCGUGACAACCCAUAUGACUUCAAAGUUGAUAUUUGGUCUAUGGGUAUCACUCUAAUUGAAUUUGCGCAAAUGGAGCCUCCCAACCAUGAAAUGUCACCUAUGCGUGUGUUACUCAAAAUUCAAAAAUCUGAUCCACCUAAACUGGAACAACCAUCAAAGUGGUCAAGGGAAUUUAAUGAUUUUAUAGCAAAGGCUUUAAUCAAGGAUCCUCAGAAGAGACCUACCUGUGAGGAUUUAUUAAAGCAUGUAUUUAUUAAUUGUAUGUUGGACUCCAAGCCAGUAAAGGAAUUGUUAUUGGAGUAUAAGGCUGAGGUGGUUGAGGAAGAACUGACGGAUGAUGAUCCAGAGGACAAUCGGGCAUCUCAGGUUCCCCUGGACAUCGAAGACGAUUCUGCUUCGGUACAAAGCAACGAAGUGGAUGCUAAAGCCUUGGAAAUGGAAAGUCUGGUACCCAAUGCUGAAAAGAAACCAAAAAUGAACAUUGAUUUAAUUGAACCACCCAUCCCUGUUCCAGCAGAGAAGAGAACUGCGGAGAAAAAGGACGAGGUCCAAAGGAGGGCAUCACACGACAAAGGUCGAGCACCGCCUCCGCCGGUGCUUCCACCUCAGCCACUUGCACUUCCAUUGAACAAAGAUGCUGUACAAUUGGCUGUAAUUCCCAUUCCUCCUGCUCUUCCAGCUCCUCCAUUAGCAAUAUCAAAUGUAGCUACUUCUGCUUCUGACCAUGUACGCCUGGUCGAUAUACCGUUGCCGCCCCAUAUUGAGGACACCAAAUCAAAUGAAGACGGCCCCAGUCACUUACAUUUAAGUGAUGAAUCCGGUUCAGCUCGUUCCUCAGCUAUUGCCGAGGUUAAAAAAGCUUUAGAGAAUCAUCUAGAAAAACGGUUAUCCCAAGAAAAGGCGACAGUAUUCGAUAAAUCUGCAGAUUCUGUGGUGGUCAGUACUUCGAAUGUGUCGACUCCUGAGGACAGUUUGAAUUAUGUCACUGUAUCGACCCCGCAAUCGGAGCGCAGUAAAAAUAUGUCUACUAUUACAAUUAAUACCGAUUUUCCGGAUUUAUCCAACAGUUUAGCUUCAAAUAUUAGUCAGGUAACUGUUGUCACCACUCACCCUCCAGUGAUUAUAGACAACUCUCAAGUGGCAACCAGGGCGUCAUCUACAUCACCUAGCAACAAUAGUUCGAGCGAAGUUAUCAUUGUAGCCAAUGAGAAUAACAAGACACAUGUAGAAUCAUCGGAUGAUGAAUUCAGUCCCUCGUUUGACUCGCUGGAGUAUCCGCCUCCAAGCGAAUUCAGGGACAAACCUCCUAGCGGCAAAAGGCUAGACGAGAGUGAAGUUCUCAUAGCGGACUCAAGUUACGUGAUAAACGACUCUGGUUUGGCGGUGUCGGAGGAGAAUUCAAGACUGCUAGAUACUAGUCACGUGUCAGUUGUUAAAAUAGAUGAAGAGCAAGUGCACGUUAAAGAUUCGACUUCCUAUAUGCACGAAAAAACCACCGGUGAUAAUUUGAGGAAUUCCACUAGCGAUUUGUCCAACACUUCGUGCAAAACAGAUAGCACCAAGAGCGAGUACAGCGACGAACUUCGAGGAACCUCAAUAAUACUUGAUGGCUAUAAAAUGAAUGGCCGAAUUGUUCAUUCAACGAUGGGCGAGGAUCAUUUAUGUCAAUUGGAUGACGUGUUCAAGAAGAGCGGUUUAAAUGGAAGGGUUUAUCAAGACAAUAUGUCGGAUAGAUCCCACAGCGAUUGUGGAUCAGUUCGAAGCAAUGGAAGUUCCCACAAGAGACCAGUGUCGGCCAAUAAGUCGGACGCCGAGAGUAUUUCACUAGCCAGUCACGAAAGUCGCGGAAGUAACGAGAAGGACGUCGCCAAAAACGACACCGAUGAAGUGGAAGACCAGGUGGUGCUUCGGAAGCCGCCCAAGACGAAAGCAGAGACAGCAGCAAUGAUGAUUCGCAAGACGAGAAAGCGCACUAGAAAAUUUAUGAUCGACGGGGUUAUGAUUACAACUACCACAAGCAAAGUAAUCUAUGGGGACGAGGACGACCCUCAGUCAGAUCCCCAUAAUGACAGGAAACAGGAAUUGAGAGAACUAAAAUAUUUGCAAAAGCAGGAGCAGAAACAGUUUCAGGACUUGGCAACCAAGGAGAACCUGGCAUUGGAACAGCAGGAGCGCAAGUUCGAACAGGAACGUCUGAACCUUGAGCGCACGUACGAGAACGACCUUGAAAUGCUGAGCAGGCAGCAGCGGUUGCAAAUAGAGCGCGCAGAAGCACACCAGGAUGCUGAUCUCAGGGCAACGUCGAAAAAAAUCCGAGGCGAGCAGGAGCGCGAGCUCAAGCUUUUCCGCGAAGGCCUAAAGCAAGAACUGAGGCUGCUGAAGGCCGAGGUCGAUAUGUUGCCCAAGGAGAAGCGCAAAACUGAAUUUAAAAACCGGAAAGAAAAAAUGGACGCAGAUCACACAGAGCGGGAGAGGAUUUUCCUUGAGAAACUCAAUGAAAACCAUGAGGCGUCGCUUCGACGUCUGAGCGACGCCCAUAGAGAGAAGAUAGCUCUCAUGGAAAGGCAAUUCCUCCAACAGAAGCAACAGUUAACUAGGACUAGGGAAGCAGCAUUGUGGGAAAUUGAGGAGCGACACAUUCACGAGAAACAUCAGCUUGUUAAGCGCCAGAUCAAGGAGAUCUUCAUUUUGCAGAGGCACCAGAUGCUUACGCGGCACGAUAAGGAGAAGGAGCAAAUCAAAAAAAGAGCGUUGCGGAAAGAGGAAGAACUAUUGAAGAAACAGAGCAUUGAGAAGCGGAAUCUGCCAAAGCGCAUUAGGCAGGAGAUGAAGGCACGAGAGGCCAUGUUCAGAGAAUCAAUGCGGAUCUCAGUAUCGAGCAGUAAUGAUCCUGAACUCGAGAAGAACAAGUUCAAAGAGUUUCAGGAAAAAGAGAAAAAGCGAUAUCAAGCAGAGCAAGCACGGUUUGAGCGAAAACACCAGAUGCAGCUUGAAGAGAUGCGGGCGAUGAGCGAGGCCACUGUAAAGGAACUGGAGCAGCUGCAAAAUGAAAAGAAGAAGAUGUUGUUGGAGCAUGAAAUGCUCAAGUUGAAGCAGAGGGAGGAGCAGUACAUGACUGAACUGAGGGAGUGGAAGGCGCAACUCAAACCGAGAAAACAGAAACUAGAGGAGACAUUUAUACAACAGUUGGAGGAGCAGGAGCGGAUGUAUGGUCCGGUGGCCACGCCCUUAUUGCUACCCUCCGACUUGCCCGACUUGACGCCAGAGAGUUGCAGCCGAUUGGGCAUGGGCUCAACCCGAAGCAGUCUUUCAUCUAUUUCCGAGGGAUGAGUUGCCAUUUAGUCAUUGAAGGGGUGUAUAUAAGUUUAAAAGAUCGAAUUACUUUUUUACUGCAACUGUAGUAGUUCAAAUGUCCUAUACUUUGCCACGGGUUAAGUGUUCGCGGAGGCAUGUUUCCAUGUGUGAAUUUUUUUGGACUUUGCAGAAGAUGCCGUGGAAAUUGAGAGAAUUUUAAUUGCGUUUUUAUAUAAAGAAAUUUCUUUUUGUUUCUUAUUUGCAGGUAUUUUUUUUUAAAUAAAAUAAAUGGCGUUAUUUUGAAUUUCGUCUCGAGCGUGUUAGAACAAAAGGGCGGGACGAAUAUACUUGGGGUUCAAAUAUUGGAGAUAUAUAUUUUUCUACUAUGACAGCCAACGAUUACUACUUAAUAACUUCAUGAUGAACGAACUUUUUAAAUAUUUUUCCAGUUGGUUCUUUUUAAUCACUCAGCAGCGCUGAAUGAAAAAAUGUGGUAUGCAUUGGAAAACUAACGUUGUCCCCACAUAGCAGGUCUACCUUGCGGGAUUUUUCUUUUAUUACAAAUCUCGUUUUGCAGUGAACAAACAAAAUAAAAUUGAACGGUAUAAAAGUCAUUAAAAGAAACUCCCACUCUGUAUGCUAAACUUUGAAUUGGUAUAUUAGUAUUCACGCUGAAGCCGUCCAAUGGGGAUUUUUAUUUUUUUUUUAUUGUAUAUAUCAUACUCAGUAAUCGGAACAAUGUAUAGUGGAAGGGAGGGUCAUUCAUUAUUCGUUUUUGUAUUUCCUUUUUUCUUAUAUUAUAAAUAUUCAUAUUAUGUUUUUACUUAACACAGUGUCGUGCCGUUCUGUAUAAUACACACGUGUACAGUUUAAUAUAUUUUACUUUUUAAUGUGCAUAUUAUGAAUAUGAUUAUCAUUUAAAAAUUAAUAAUAAUAGA